Messenger RNA from Lachancea mirantina, 2499 nucleotides. The record is from the annotation of a GenBank genome assembly. Lineage: Eukaryota; Fungi; Ascomycota; Saccharomycetes; Saccharomycetales; Saccharomycetaceae.
AUGACAGACGAGUACGAAAUUUAUAAAGAGGGCGGACUUCUUCGCAAUAGGUACAAGAAAAUUGAUGACAUCAGCGAAGGUUCGUAUGGUUACGUGUCGUUGGCCAACGACGUUCAAACCAAAAAAUUAGUCGCCGUCAAGCAUAUUUUCAAAAACGAGAACGACGAUGAUGAAGACGACGAUAAAAAUUGCAGUAACGGUUCCAGCAGGAGAAGCACAGACCGAAGAUCCUCAAACGGCAGAAAAUCGAUGAUUUCGGAGAAAGUUAAAUCGAAACUAUCGAAUAACAUCUGUUUUGAAGUACUCUACGAAGUAGACAUUCACCAUAAGGUCGGAAAACACAAGAAUAUUACUGAACUUUAUGAUUUCUUUGAUUCGUUUAUUAUCAUGGAAUACUGUUCAGGGGGCGAUCUAUACGAGGCAAUUAAGGCCGAUUACGUUCCUCGUAAGACCAAACAGAUAAUACACAUCGCUUCGCAGAUCAUGGAGGCAGUCCAAUAUGUUCAUAGGAAGGGAAUUUAUCACCGUGAUAUCAAGCCCGAGAACAUCCUUAUUAGCGGUUCAGACUGGACUAUCAAGCUUACGGACUGGGGCUUAGCUACCACUGACAAGACUUCUCGCGAUAGAAGUGUUGGUAGUGAACGCUACAUGGCACCCGAACUGUUCAAAGGUAACCUUGACUGCGAUGAAGAAAACGAUUUUUACGAAUGCGAUAAAGUCGAUAUUUGGGCCAUAGGUAUUGUUCUUCUCAAUGUUGUGUUCCAUAAGAAUCCUUUUAGUGUUGCCAAUCAAACAGACAAGUCUUUUUGUUAUUUUGCUGCUAACAGAGAGGCCCUGUUUGACGUCUUUUCAACUAUGUCUUACGAUUUCUUUCAAGUCUUGAGACAUAGUCUUACCAUCGAUCCCACCAACCGAAAUUUGUCUCUAAUGCAAAAGGAACUGUUGCGUCUUGGUGAGUUCACCUUGGACGACGAAUUUUACAAUAAGCUCACCGACGAGGAGUACACCACAUCUGUGGAAUCAGGAGCGACACCUACUUUCACAUCUACUACUCCUACUGUUGUGGAGCGACUAAUUAGUACUACGCCAACAACCUCCGACACAAUCACUCCUUCACCAACUGAUCAUAAGACUGCGAAGGAAAAAGACCCGGUUCCGCGUUUUAGAUUCAGAAAAAGAAGCCAUCCAGCUCAAGGCAAUUUGCACAAGAAUGCGCUGCCGAUCAAAAUUGAUGAUACCAAGAUCAUCAGGAAUUCUAGGAAACCUUUGGCAAUCCCUACUCCGAAUACCCACAUCAACAAUUAUUUCAAUGAAUACAAAUCUAAACAAAAUGAGAAUUUCAAGACGAGAGAUUUCUUUACGCCUCCAAGCGUUCAAAAUCGGUACAUGGAGGGCAUUUUCAAUGGGAAAUCAGGAAAAAGCCGUGGUCGCAGAAACUCUCGUGAAACUUACAAGAAAUAUUCUUUUAGUGGGGCAACUCCAACCUCCAGCAGUCACCGUUCAGCCCUCAAGCCAAACACCAAUCAUCUCUCGCCCAAUGGAGCGAGACGGGGGUCUCAUUUGUCGACAGGCUCGACUCCCUCUGGGAAGUAUGUCCCACCUCACUCACGUCCCAGCUCUUUUUACGGAUCACCCAAAAUACCCAACAUCACUUCUGUGCUGGAGUCCGCUCUCAACGCUCCUGCUCCAACAGAAAGCAGCACGUUUCACGAGAAAUAUCAGGUCGCUAGUGAUUCCAACGACAACGAUCUUGACGAUGUAUUGUUCACUUUAGAGGAGAACGACUUGGAUGGCUUUGCAACAGAUAUUGAUGGGCUUUCUUUGCAUGGUGAUAUUGCAGAAGAUGUUCGACAGGAGGCUAUCUCCAAAAGUUCCCAUGAUGCGGGUGAACACGAUGUUCCCGAUCUACUGAGAUCCCCCGUCGGUACUCACCAAGAUCUUGCGUACGGGAAGGGCAAUCCUUAUUUUAAUCAACUGACAUCGUCGAGCAAACAAAGUAUGGACUCUAAGCCAAAGUCAGGUGUUUACGUACCACCGCAUCAAAGAAAAGAGAGGGCCCAAGCUGCGAAGCAGGACUCGAUAUCCUCGCCUCAUUCUGGAGCAACGUUGUCAGUGUCCCAAAACUCUAUCAGUUAUGGGUCCUUCAACUCUCGUCGUUUCAGUAACAACCAUAGCGCAGAAUCGAAAGGCACAUCGACAAAGGGAUCUGCAUUUGUGUCUAGGAACCACGGCAAGGCCACUACAGUCUUACAGCAAGAUGACAUUUUUGCCGAAUCCAAUGCUCUAGUGUUUGAGGAUGACUCAGAUUAUGACGAGGAUCCAGAAGAGACUCCCAAAAAAUCCUGGUUUGGCCCGCAUCAGUCGCAGGCUUUUUCAAAGACUCAAUCUCCCACAAAAAUAAGAACGGGCAGAAAAUCGAGUUCCAUUCAAGACGAUUUGAUAGGUUCUUUGGAACAAUAUAAGAACAAUUGGCUAAUGCUCCAACAGCAGCAAGACUAA